Molecule: messenger RNA, 1407 nt
Organism: Aspergillus bombycis
Lineage: Eukaryota; Fungi; Ascomycota; Eurotiomycetes; Eurotiales; Aspergillaceae
Product: flavin monoamine oxidase family protein
Exons: 3
Coding region: 1-1407 (468 amino acids)
Molecular function (GO): oxidoreductase activity
Source: RefSeq, a predicted model, not a curated record
AUGACAGCCACCCCGACAAGACAUGAAAACUACGACGUGGUGGUGGUAGGGGCUGGCCUCAGUGGCCUUCAAGCAGCACACAUCGUGCAGGCGGCCGGUUUCAAAGUGUGUGUCGUGGAAGCCAUUGACCGAGUGGGCGGAAAGACAUUGACGGCCAAGUCCUGUGAGAAGGGGUUUAAUGAUCUAGGUGCAUCCUGGAUCAAUGACACCAACCAAAGUGAGAUGUUCAAGCUCUACCAACGGUACGGUAUCGACACCGAGGUCCAGCGCGACCGUGGACACACUCUGAUUCAAUCGCCGGAUGGAUCCCUUGCCAAAGUGCCAUACGGAGAAUUUCCAGGGGAUCCUACUGCACUACUGGGCCUCCUUCAGGUGUUUCGAGACGAGUGCUCACUGAUAGACUUGGAUGACCCGACCAGCUCUGCCCGAGCCAGAGAAAUCGAUCAGCUCACAUUCCGUGACUUUUGUAUCGCAAAAAUACAGUCGGAGAGUGCCAUCGCCAUCGCCGAUGUGCUUUCCGUCUCGUUACUUGGGGUAGAGAGCGAUGAAGUCAGUGCGCUUUUCAUGCUUCUGUACUUUAAGAGCGGUGCGGGCAUCGACAAUAUUAUCUCGGACCAGAAGAACGGCGGCCAGUACUUGCGCAACCGACAAGGAAACCAAACCAUCGCGCGGAAGAUGGCAGAAGAACUGGGUCCCGACGUUGUUUUUCUCCGAACCCCCGUUACAUCCAUUGAUCAAUCUAGACGGGGACACUGUGUAGUAGAGACACAAGGAGGGGCCACCUUCGAGUGCCAACGAGUCAUUGUGUCUGUCCCGAGCAGUUUGUAUCAUAAAAUCGAGUUUAACCCUCCCCUGCCGGAGAAAAAGCUGGCUCUGAGUGAGAACACCACCACAGGCUAUUAUACUAAGGUGGUCUAUGUGUUCCACGAGCCUUGGUGGCAGAAAGCUGGGUUCUCGGGCGUCCUCGAUUCGGAAAAGGGACCCAUCAUCUUUUCUCGGGAUACGAGCGUCCCGGUGGAUGACCAGUGGACCAUCACCUGCUUUAUGGCUGGUGACAAAGGAAGGCAGUGGUCGAAACUGCCCCGGGCAUCCCGUCAGCAACAGGCCUGGGAGCAAUUCAGCCAGGCAUUUGGUCAGUACGUUGAUGUUCCUCGGCCCGUGAAUGUCCUGGAGAUGGAUUGGACCAAAGAAGCGUAUUUCCUUGGUGCCCCCUGCCCGAUCACCACUCCAGGCAUCCUGUCCAUCGUGGGCAAAGAGAUUGCUGCCCCCUUUGGGCAUGUGCAUUUUGUAGGAACCGAGACUUCGCGUGUAUGGCGUGGCUAUAUGGAAGGUGCGAUCCAGUCUGGGCAGCGAGGAGGCGCUGAAGUGGUCAAAGCCCUUUCGACCGAUCCUACUUCUCGUCUGUGA